Molecule: messenger RNA, 828 nt
Organism: Suillus discolor
Lineage: Eukaryota; Fungi; Basidiomycota; Agaricomycetes; Boletales; Suillaceae
Exons: 4
Source: RefSeq, a predicted model, not a curated record
GCGAAAUAUGCCCUAGCAACAGCGAAUAAGCUGAUAGAUGUUUAUGGUUCUGAUGGAGUCAAGGCAAUGAAGGUCAAGAAUCACAAUCACCGCUUUGUCGUCAACUCCUUCCAUGGUCAUGCACACAAUCGCCACUGUCAACUCCAAUUCCACAUGCUUUACCAACAAGGUCUUGGGAUAGAGGACCUUGAAACUUGUGAACGAGUAUUCUCCGGAUCAAAUGCUGUGGCCCCAGUGAUACGGCAUGUGUUGUACUUUCAUUGGCUUCAAUUCAUUGAUUUACACUUCGACCAAUGGGAUCAAGAUCGGUACCAGGAACUGAGCCAAUUUAUGUAUCAAAAUUACAAGCAAGCACUCGAUAUCAUCAAUAACUUGACGCCCGUCAUUGAAGAACUCAAAACACAAUUGAAGAUUACGGACACUGACUUCGAGCAUUGGAAUAUUGAAGAGUUAGAGUAUCUUCAACACCUCUCAAUUGAACAGGAGUAUGAUCCCCAAAAGAUUGUGUAUGUGGAAGCUCUCCAGUCACUUACUAAGGCCGAGUAUGCGUUCCAUAAUAUAAGAUUUCUUUCAGCUGAUAAGGUUUCAGGGCUGUCAGCGCACGAUAAGCUCCUACUUGCAAUGAAUGUUGUAUCUGAUCUAGAGCGACAGUUGAGUAUUGAAACAUGGUGGACUGUAAACGACACGGAAUACAAACAAGCAUCAGCAUAUCUAACAAAUCAGCAGUUUAUUCGGGCAGUUGAACAGUUAGAAGGACUAGUCGUGCAGCGGCUGUUUGAGCUUGCAAAAGCCAACCUCGCUGGUACAGGUACAUGCACUAUCAGAUAA